Meriones unguiculatus (Mongolian gerbil) is the source of this 11786-nucleotide messenger RNA. It is a transcript of the gene Fut9, whose product is annotated as fucosyltransferase 9. Gene Ontology annotation, cellular component: membrane. The coding region runs from base 148 to 1227 and encodes 359 amino acids. Gene Ontology annotation, molecular function: alpha-(1->3)-fucosyltransferase activity. Lineage: Eukaryota; Metazoa; Chordata; Mammalia; Rodentia; Muridae. The transcript is spliced from 3 exons. The record is from RefSeq and is a predicted model, not a curated record.
CCGCGACGCGCUGCCCUCACGCGCCCUGGAUGGCGCUUUCCCUUGCUGGGAUCGACUUAGAAUGUGGUAACUCAAGCACCUGGUGGCACAGUGGACUAGUGCAACCGUCCCAGCUUCCCGUGCUAUGUUCUCAGCAGUAAAAAAAUUAUGACAUCAACAUCCAAAGGCAUUCUUCGCCCAUUUCUAAUCGUCUGCGUCAUCCUGGGCUGCUUUGUGGCAUGUCUGCUCAUUUACAUCAAACCCACGAACAGCUGGGUCUUCAGUCCAAUGGAGUCUGCAAGUUCUGUGCUGAAGAUGAAAAAUUUCUUCUCCGCGAAAACUGAUUAUUUUAAUGAAACCACUAUUCUCGUUUGGGUGUGGCCAUUUGGGCAGACUUUUGACCUUACGUCCUGCCAAGCGAUGUUCAACAUCCAAGGGUGCCAUCUCACAACGGACCGUUCAUUGUACAACAAAUCCCACGCGGUCCUGAUACACCACAGAGACAUCAGCUGGGAUCUGACUAACUUACCUCAGCAGGCCAGGCCACCCUUUCAGAAGUGGAUUUGGAUGAACUUGGAGUCACCCACUCAUACCCCCCAAAAGAGUGGCAUUGAGCACUUGUUCAACCUGACUCUGACCUACCGCCGCGACUCAGAUAUUCAAGUGCCUUAUGGGUUCUUGACGGUGAGCACGAAUCCCUUUGUGUUUGAAGUGCCAAGCAAAGAAAAGUUGGUGUGCUGGGUCGUGAGUAACUGGAACCCUGAACAUGCCAGGGUCAAGUACUACAACGAGCUCAGCAAGAGUAUUGAGAUCCACACGUAUGGGCAAGCGUUUGGAGAGUAUGUGAAUGAUAAAAACCUGAUUCCCACCAUAUCUACUUGUAAAUUUUAUCUGUCUUUCGAAAAUUCAAUUCAUAAAGAUUACAUCACAGAAAAGCUCUACAAUGCAUUUUUGGCUGGCUCAGUACCUGUUGUCCUUGGACCAUCUAGGGAAAACUAUGAGAAUUAUAUUCCAGCUGAUUCAUUCAUUCAUGUGGAAGAUUAUAACUCUCCCAGUGAGUUGGCAAAGUAUCUGAAGGAAGUUGACAAAAACAAUAAGCUGUACCUUAGUUACUUUAACUGGAGGAAGGAUUUUACUGUAAACCUCCCACGAUUUUGGGAAUCACAUGCAUGCCUAGCUUGUGAUCACGUAAAACGGCAUCAAGAGUAUAAGUCUGUUGGUAAUUUAGAGAAAUGGUUUUGGAAUUAAAGUUUCCAUCAUUUUCAAAUUUAGCAAAAUAUGUUAAUGACACAUCAUUCAAGUUUUAAGGAUAAUAGAAUCACUUUGCUUUUGUGUGACAGUUUAUUUAAAACCCUUAAGUAACAUGUAUAUUUUGAUGGAAAUUUUUAAGAGAUCAGAAUCAGCAAUCAUUCCAUUUGGUUUUAAAUUAUCCUGUAUAUAUGUGAUAAUGAACACUGAAAAUAAUUUAUUUGUCACUCUCAUUUGUAAACAUUCUUUUUCACAUUUUAUAGUUGCCUGUAAAGAAAGAUUAUGAUUUCGAUAUUUCUAUACCAAUCAGAUCUUUAAUAGAUUUGGGAAAUGAAAAUGCAUACCCUAAAAUACGGGAGACUUUUUACCAAGUAUUAUACUAUCUAGAAUCUAGCUUGCAUAUGUGAACAGAGAAGGGUUAUAGCAUUACUUAAUUCUAAACCUACUUGACUUCAGAAUUGGAUGCUGUCGGUAACUGACGCAAUUAUUGCUUAUUUAUCACAUUUGUGAGGAUGAACUUACUCAUGUAGCAAAUAAGAAAGAUAUGAAUCCCAAAGUUAGUAGACUUCAUAUUCAAUUUCAUUAAGUUGUCUUGGAAUGGUGGACUUUAAAUAUCUAAAGUAAGUAUGCAAGAAUUGUGAGACAUACAAUUUAUGUGGGUAUUGUGAUAUUUUUUAGUGCCUAAUAACACCUAAUCUUUGAUAGUUUCCCUUCAAAUCCUGAGGAUAAUCAUUGUUCUAAAAGUAAGUAAUCCCCUCAUAUAACAAUGAAAAAAUGAUAUUUGCAAAUGCAAAUACAUGUAUAAAUUUUGACAUUUAUAUAACUUUAAUUACUCCAUUCAUUUAAAACACUUUUCCAAAGCAUCCAUAUUGAAAAGUUUUAUUUUAUGUAUUGGGUAAUAAACAGAAAAAAACUUGAAAGAUAUAUCCUAUCAUCUAAAAGAACCCAAACAAAAAUUUUACUAAUGGGUCUAACAUAUCAUUAAAUAUAAUACAGUGAGAACCUACAAGAAAUACACAGUGCUGACAUAGAGUAAAAUUUCAAUAUUUAUGUAUUAAAUUAAUUAACAACAAAAAGUCAUGGGUAAAAUUUGUUUCAGGAAAGCAACAGUUCUAGCUCAUAGCUGCUAAUUGAAAUUUACCUUUUUUUAUUCCAUUUUAAAUAUUAUCCAUACAUAGCAUAUGUUGCUAUGAUAUUCAGGGCUUUACAGAACCAAUGUAAACUUAUUAUUGCACUGAAUUUGGAGACCUGAUAUUUGUGAACGUUCAGCUGCCUGCAGAAAUCCUCUUCUGUAAGUGUGGAAAAAAUAGAUAGGCAAAUGUGGGUAUAGUAGGUUAAAAAGAAAACAGAUAUGAAAACUCCUUGUUUGAAAAUAAUGUUUACAGAACAUUAUUCUCCAAAGGAUUUCUAAUGCUUGUGAUCUACUCUGACCAAAACCAGAAAAAAAAAAAAUAAUGUUCUGGUGACAUCUAGUUGGAUCUUCUGUGGUUAGUUAUACUUUUUCUAUUUCCUGUUGUAAUCAACAGAGCUUACACACUCUCUCUGCACCACAAAUAGAUUAUAGGGAAGAUUAAUUUUAUUUCAGUAAACAGCAAGUAUGUGCUCUGUGAGGGAAUGAGUUUCCCCAGCAUGGGAAGGACUUAAGAAAACAAAACAAAACAGAAUUAAACAGAGAGCUUGAUCCCAUGUUCUCUGUAUUUUUCUUCCUUCCUUCCUUUGUUUUUUUCUUUCUUUUUUUUCUUCCUUUCUUUCUUUCCUUCUUUCUUCUUUUUCUUUUUUUACACAUAAUUGCACAGGUAAUGUCAGUCUCAAACUACCAGAGAAAUAAAGAUGAGAGUGUGCUGUCACUGCCUGGUUUGUGACACAAGCUUCUUAUAAAUUGCAUCUUUUACCAUUCUCAAAGGAGAUUGUAAGAGUCAUUAUUGAUUUAGUAUAUACUAAUAUAUAUGUACACACAUACUAGUAAAUUUGCCCAGUUGUUUAACUAUUCAACACGUGUUGGAAUUGCAAGCUCUUUUUAAUCAUCUGACCCAACAUAAAUUUCCUUUACAUUAUCUCUUCUAACCACACAUUGAUUUUUCUAUCUAUUAAGAAAUAGUACAUUAUAUGAACGCUUUCCUAAAGGCUCUGAUCAUACAUUUAUUUGUUGAAAAGUCAGUUUCACACAUUUAUGUGUUAUGUUUUUGAUCUAUGAAUUGUAGAGCCCUAAAGAUGCAUUGCUAAGUUUAAAGUCUGCUUUCUUUGAAAGGUGGAAAGUGUUUGAUAUUGCUUGCAUCCACCAUUGCUAAAUUGGAUGCUAAGAGACCUGAAGACAAUUAAUUACCUCUUCCGUUGACUAUGAAUUUAAGUUCAUUUUUGGACUGGAACUGCAACUAAAUACCCAUAAUAUUAGCAAAGCCAAGGUUCCACUGUUUCAUCUGUACAGUGAGAGCCCAAUGCCAAGCUAUAGGAGUUAAUGUCUAAAUUUCAAGUGCACAAUGAAUGAGACUGUUUUACUUUAAUUAGAAGAAAUCAAAACAAUAUUCAUAAGUCAAACUCUUCUUUCUGUUUAUGAGUUAACUACUUAUAAAGACAUUAUUUAUUCCUGACAUACGCUGAAAGACAGGCAUGCCAACUCCUUACGUAAUGAUAGUAGAGAUUAGCAUUUAAGGAUCCUAUUGCUAUUAAUCUCCUGUUUUCUCUAUCCUAUCCACACCUUUCUGUACAAAUACGUCUCAAUUCUUAUAAAUGUAAAUAUCAUAUUGGCAUUAUUUAGUGUCUGUGGGUUGGUACAUUCUGGAAGGACUUCAGCCUUUGAAUAUAUAGUAAAUGGAACUUUGAGAUGUAGACUUUUCCUGAUUUAGUUGUUUUAGCUGUUGAACAUUAGCAGAGGAAAUGAGAUUCACUAUUUAUGAGAAAUAGCCACUGAAAAGAUAUGCCAUUGACCACUCUUUUAAUAAAUCCUGUGGCUCACAAUUUUUCUAAGAAUAUAUUUUAUGAAAAAUAGAUUUAUUGAACCAAAUCGGCUUGCUGUUGAUUAUAAUAAGACAGAUAAUGUAUCUAGGAACACAUGAUGAUGAAUCUAAAAAGUCCAUAAACAAGUUUUCACUCAAAAGUGUAGACAGUCAUUAUCACCAGUGCUGUGAAUGUUUAAUUGUUAAUUAAUGCAGCACUUAUUAGUAAGAAUUUGAAAAUAAUUAUUUUAAGCCUAACCGAUAAGAAAAUUUACUGAAUUAUUUAUCUAGAUGUAUUAUAUUUUAAAGAGGGAAGACCAUGGCAGCCAUAAAUUUUAGGACAGCCAUGACUUAAUCUGAAGUAGAAAAUAUAAAAAAAUAAUCUUAGUGGGAAACCAAUAUCAAUUUACAAGGUUCAUAUUUACUAUGAAAAGGCACAGUCCUAGAAUGUAUGGAGCUUGAUCCAAAACCCUUGAAAUGUAAAGGGACAGAACACUUAAGGAACUAUUUGCUGAGCUUUUAAAUUCUUGCCUCAAAUUAGAGAUUAACUAAGGGAGAAAUAAAAACAGAAAACAAACUACUGAGAUUUUUUUUUUCACGUGUCUAAUUUCAGACUAGAUUUCAUGGCUGUUAUUCACCCAGAAAGCAUUUGGUGUAAAUUAAUGUUUCAAAAUAUUCUAGUUCUCCACAUUUUACUUUGUGCUUGACCAAGUCUGUCAGCAUCCCUAACCUCUAAUUUCAAGAGAGGGAGGUGUUAAAAGUUGUAACCAAGCUACUGAAUAUAACAGAUUUUAGAAGCUAGAGUAUAAGCAGCUCCUUAUGCAGGAGGGUUAUUAACAAAUGCCUAUCAAAUAGUUACAUCAAUCAAAUUCGUGGACAUGAAAGACACUUUUAUUGUAGCCCAAUACCAGCUUCUUCACACUGAAUAGAGAUAUAUUUUAUAUUAGUUUUAUAAUUUAUAUUGCUCCCAGAUGCAGACUACAGGAGGUUUAAGUCCUUCUUAUCUUAUAUUUUAAGACUCAAAAAGAAAUAAAACGUUAAAAAAGAUUAAACUAGAUUUGGAAUUUGUUCUAUUUUAAUAUUAACCACUCACCAACAGAUUCCAAUAAAAAGGAAUUAAUAUGUAAGGAGAAUACAGAAUAAAACACCAUGACAGGCAAGUACAUAUCACCAAACUAUGGGGAGAGGGACAGAGGUUCACCCUUUGCCUUUGCUAAUUGCUUUUGUUGUCUAGUGCAUGUACUGCGAAGACCAGCAGACAGGCUGUUCUUGCUGUGGACAUGUCGACUCUGGAGUUUUUAAUGGCACUUUGAAAAAUGGAUAAGCUCUGCUACCCCUCAAAGUAUUGUCCUUCUUUGUGAUUCAUGUUCGGUCCAUCCAUACUCAUAAGCACUUAGUAGAGUCUAAAUGGUAGACACACUGCUAACCUAGAAACAUGAGUAAUUCUAUGCUAGGUUGUCACUGCAACAACUGUAGCCUUGAGGAAAUCACUUGACCUCUCUGGACAAAUUAUGUUGGUAAGGAUUCCUUCAGCACCCUGCUUUUUAAUAGCAGGCCUAGAUUGAUAUAUGCAAAAAUUUAAAUUUUAAAUUUCCCUUCCCACCUAAAAGUAUUUUCGGAAGUUAAUACUUCAAAUCUAAUUUCUUCUUGUUUCUCUAUAACAAAAUUUAAAUUUUUAAAGCAUGAAACUGGUUAUUUGAGUGCUGGAAAAAACAUAAUCAUGGUUCUUUACUGGAGCUUACAAUGUAGUAAGUGCUCUAUUAACUAAUAUUUUUCUUUUGUAUUUAUUUUCCUCUUAGGUAUUUUGUAACACACUGUUCCCUGGGAAUUUAGUUGCCUAUAGGAAACCAACCAUAUGCGGAACCCUAUUCUCAAGCAUUUCAGAUUUUUAUGCACUACUCAAAUUCUUACUAUAAUAAUCUAAAAAUAUUUAUUGAUGUAAAACUCAGGAAUUCAGUGGAAGCUCAUUAGGCCCUCCAACACGAUUAUACUGUUUGUGUGUAUAAGACUGACUACAUUUAAUUUUUUUUAUUCUUUUAUUAGACGUUACAGAAUUAAUGUCUAAUUUAUUUUUAUAUUCAUUUAACAUGCAUUUAAUGUAUUUUCAUUUAAAAGCAAAUUCCAUACCAUUAAUCCCCUUCCAAGCCAUGGGAUCUAGAACUUGCAGAGACAUGUACUAAUAGUACUGACACCUAGUCCCUGUUCCAUGCAAUUGGAACCUCUUCAGAUAAUAAAACAAAAAAUUUAGCUAACAACAACAACAACAGGGAAAAAAAGUAGGAAGGCACAAGCCAUGCUGUUAUUACAAAGUUAUCCACUUGGCAGAGGUUUUCAGAUUCAAAUGUGCCUUGGGGACUCCCUAGAUCAAUGAUAUAGCAACAAUUUACAUCAUUUGAAAGAUUGCUAUAAUACAUAUUAUUGAUUGCUUAGGUCUGUAUUUUUAAUAACUCUCUAAACACCUCAGACAUGUUGCUAGUUUUGGCAGUCUAUGUCCUUCUUAUUGAGGAGAAACUAUUCUAUGUUUGAACAAAACAGGCAUGAGAUGCUGCCUUUCUUUAUCUCACUUGGAAUCUUCUUAAGUAUGUUGUAUUUCAUAGCCCAAGGUGUCUCUCAAACCUAUGAUGUCUUGUACAGUUGUGCUGCUUCUCAGUUAUGAUUCAGGACAAACUGCUUACCAUUUCUAGAUGUUUACCUGGAAUUCUUUUUCUUUAAUUCUCUCUUUAAUUCUUAGUUUUUAAAUGCAUUUUUUUCCUCUUUUAAGUACAAAAACAAGGUAGAUAGUUAUUAUGGUCUCUUGCAGCUAUUAAAAUAUCACACAUGUUUAAUUAAUUGCUUUCCUGGGUCUCAGAAUUUUGAGGGAUAUGACAAUAAGUUAUAACAUUGUUUUUUGUCUGCAUCAUGAAUUCAGAAUUAAAUGCAAACUAUGCUAUUAACUAGCUGUGCCUGAGCUCAUCACCUCUGUGUCAGGAUUUGUAAGUGUAUGGUAGGUGUAGCCUAUUUUGAAAAUAAAUGAAUCCAUUUCUAAAACAUUAGAUAAUUAUAUACACAUACAUUUAUGUGUAUUAUUUGAGUGUUCUACCACUGAGAUAUGCCUCUGUGAUUGUAAAAGAGAAUAAGAAAAAUCUAGAUUAUAAUCUAGAAUAUAUUAAAAUUUCAGCUCUAGCAUCUAUUGUUGUUCAUCUUGUAGCUCAGCUCAAAAAGGACUGCUGAAAAUUUAAACAAGCCGAAGGGUGAUUACUCAACAAAAGAGAAAUACAUAGACAUAGUGUGAAAGCAAGCACUGACAUUCCUGAAAUUAGAACGGUUAAUCCUCAAUAUGCACAAACGUAGGUAUGAAGCAUGCAGUACUGUCUACUGCAAUUAGAAAAUCCUGGAACGGGCUUGGGGGUGAUAGUGAGGGACAGACAGACAGAGGGUAUUUGCUCACCCCACUAAGCAAAUACCAUUCCCUGAAAUAAACAGGACUAAUUUUUCUUCACUAUUAUGAGAAAUCAGUCACUUGAUAUUAAUUUAGCUCAGUAGCAGCUAAUACAGCUGAAGUCCAAGUAUACAAUAGCAGAAAGAUUCUCAGAGAUUAUUUUCUGGUGAGGAAGUAGAAAUAUCCAUCAACUUGACUAAAUACAUCACACUGACAGCUAGUUUAGGCAUAGAGCCAGCUUAGGAUAAAUGCAAAGAGAACUGAGCCUCCCUGUACCUUCCUUAAAGAUUACAAAAAAAGUCAAAUGUUAAGAUAUAAACUCAUUAAACAGAAAUUAAUUUGUUCAGUGAUGCAGAAAUCAAAUAGAUUUAGCCAAGAUGUGAUUAAUACUCUACGAAUUCCAUAAUAAAUAGAGUUUUGACAUGAGCAAUCUCAACUAUGCAUAUACAUAAUUUUUAAGUUGAAUGGCCCAAAAAACAAACACUUAAAAAAAACUUCACGUUAAAAAGUAAUAAUUAAAACCGGAUAUUAAUUAUUUUAAAGUAUUUUUUAAUUACUAGAAAUGUUAUAUUUUAAUUAUAACAUUAGAAGACCUCAAAAAUUGAAUUGGUUUACUAAAUUCACAGGACACCAAUAUUUUUGAAUUAGUUGAAAAUGUAAAGCAUAAUAAAUAAGAGACUGUUAGAGUUUCAUUGUGAAAAACAUAUACAUUUUCCUGAAAAAAAAAUGUGUUACAGGUGAUUUCUCUACAAUCUAAGAUUGUAGAAGCAUGUUAAAGUUUUUCUACACAGGCCUGCACUCAGUAUUGAUUAUUAAGGAUGUAGCAGCGAGAGUGUCAGGCUUGGCCAAAAUGGUUCAUAAAGACUCAAUUAAUAUCCAAGACCCAGAACUACUCAUUAGGUAAGAAAGACAUGAAGGUUACAAUGCAGCCCUUAGUCUCAGACUGACCUCAUUAGCUCCCUUCAGCCCACAGUUGAGAAAAUUCUAGAGAUGUCAUCCUUGUCAAUGUGAGAUCAAAAGGAGUGCUCAUGGAUUAGGCUAUUAUGUACCUCCAUGGAUUAUAAUGAGAACAGAGGCAAGACUACCUGAUUAUCUACAUAAAACUGGAACCCAUAUGCUUUUAAGAAAACAAAAUUCAUCACAGAUUCUAAUGCAAUGAUUUUAUAAAAUAAUCAAGGGACUAGGAUUAUGUUUUUCCUCCUUUCCUCUUUCUAUCCCUUAAAUUCAACUGUGAUGGUAUUACAGAGUAUGACAAUGUAAAAUAUAAAUAUUUUUACAUAUUCGAUAAGGGUAAAAGGCAAUACUCCCUUUCUUAAAUACAAUGACCAUACUUAUAAAUUCAAUUAUCUGGUUUAUUCUGCAUCUAUAUCAUCAUGGGAUAAAAAAGUGCUUUUCAAAAAUAAACACAUGAUAAGGAGAUUAAAAGUCUAAAUUUAGACCCAAGAAAAAAAAACAAGGAAAUGUGAAGUUAACUCAUGAUCAAAAUCCAUUUUAGCUAUCGGCACCUAUAAUAUAAUUUGCUAGCAUUUCUGAGCCAUGGAUUUCUCAUCUGUUAUCUAAAGGUAAUAGACUGUAUAUUAGAUCCAUCUAAAAUGUCUUCAUAAAUAUUGAUGUUGAUCAAAAAACUUGGUUCAAGUAUAUGAGCUACCAUAUGUUCUAGAGUUUUCUUCCAUGCUUUCUUUCAGGUGGCUAUGUCCUAUGGGUGGUAAAAAAUGGGUUAGGGGAGAAUUGACAGACAGUUUUAAGUGCUGCUAACGAAGAAAAUGUAGUGAAGUUUCACAAAGAACAGAGAAUGUUCAAAGUGGUAACUUGAUUCCAUUCAAGGUUGCCAUACAGGCAUAGCCAGUGCUUGGCCUGAAUAGUUCAAGUAAUUUUAAUAAAGGGACUUAUGCUCAAGGAAUGGAGGUCAAAGCGAUCACACUGAAACAAAAUGUGCCAAUCCUUCUAAGAUGUGAAUUGUAAGCAUCAGUAAUUCAUAAAGCUACUUUGAAAGCAAGUGUAUAUUUUAUUGUUGUAAUUUGCACUAUGAUAUUAUCGUGUUCAAGCAAACUUCAAAUACUCUGAAAUCUAAUGCCAAAUGUAUAGUUCAUAGGCUCAUGUUAUUAGAAGAAUUUCGUUGCAUUGUGCCAGCUCUUAACACCGUUAAUCCAUGGGUGUGUCAUUAUGAUGCAGAGCCAACAGGGUUGCUGUAAGCACACUAAUUACUCAUCUGGGGUUUUAUAGAUAAAAUCAUACAUUGAUCAGAAAUCACUUUUCUACUUAUUUUUUUGUAGAGUAUUUUUCCACACUUGAAAAAACAUGAUUAUUUUAUAUCAAACAUCAGUUUUUCUUUAAAAUCUUAUUUUAGUAGUCAAUGCAUGUCUGAAAUAAGAUGUUAAGUAUUAUAUGACAAUAUUAAUAUUGUGUUUGUAAGUGAAAACAAUGCAUGCUGAAAUGAAUCAUGCAGCCUUGGGGGCAUACUUUUCUACUGCUAACUUACAUGCAAGCUUUGUCUUAAUCUGUGUGCAUGGUUCACAUCCUUUCAAGAGUCCUUUUUGAAUAUUUACAAACUGAUAUGUGAUUCUUAGUGCUGAUGAGCCAGUGAACCAAGGUGCAAUAUCAUUCUGCUUUAGUUUUUCUUCCUACUUUACAUUAUAAUGUUGCAAAUUUUCACAAAAUACUUUUUUGGAGUUGUUGGCAAUAAACCACAACAAAUAAAACAAUUUGCUGGUAAACUUUGCAACCGACUACACGGCAAUUUAAUAUUACAAAACAUGAAGACAUGAAAAAAACCAUUUUAUGAGUUCCAUUAUAUAAAUACAAUAUUCUGGUAACUUUUUUGUAUAAGCUUAUCAUUUUUUUUUGAAACACUGCCAAAAUCAGUACUACUGCCAAAAGGGAGAAACACUGAUCAGAACUGCAUUACACUGACUUGAGCAAUAACAGGCUAUCCUUACUGUGUAGACAGCCAAUUGGUACCGCAAGGGAGAGGGGGGGUAAUGGUAGACUCAUUGUUUUGUUUUUUAGUAAUUUGCAAAACAUAUAAGCAGUAUGAAUUUUGGCAACAGAGAUAUGUCUUUACAUGAUGAUAAUUUACAGAUAUCUUUAAAAAUAAAGCUCAUUCCAUUCUGGAAAGGAUGUGUCCAAGCAUUUUGUUUGGUUGGUUUGAUUUGUCUCAGAAACAUACUUGUUUUUGAAAGGCCUAAUUUCAAACAGGUAAUAUAUGUAGACCAACUGCUCCUUCGUCAAAUAAGAAGUAAUUUUUUUUUUCUAACCUAUAAUGAGGAGAACAUAGCUCAAUCACUCAAAUCACCAGUAUAAACAUUCAUGGUGUUGGAAGGUGAUUUCACUGUUAUGCUAUCAAAACAAUGAAAACCUUAGCUAUCUAUUUAUUUGCUUACUUAUUUACAGAAGAUGGCUUCUUAACAGCAUCAAUUAGGUUAAUAUAAUGCUAAGAAAAUUGACUCUAGUUAACUAUUUUAAAUCAAAAUCCUGAAGAUCAGUCCUCUUGCAGUCCCAAAGAAAAGCAUUGAUCCAAAUGAUGAACAGCCUGCCCAGCCUGAGAGAGGGCAACUACAACAGUCAUGAUAGGUGUGAGCAGUAAACAGGAUUACUGGAUCAUUCGUUCAUGACAUUGUAGGCGUGUGAAAGGAUGAUUACACCAUUCAUGAUACUGUAGGUGUGUAACAUGCAAAAAACUUCUCAUAUGAGCUCUUAGUUUGAUAUUGCAUGCUUCCCUCCAUUGACAUAACCUGUAAAUAACAACACUUUGUGGCAGCUAAGCAAAUAUUUUAAUAAGCCAUGAAAGGCACGAUAUAAUAGGAAAUCUGUACUUUCAGCUAUUUGGAAAAAUUGUACUUUCCAUAAAUUAAGUGAAAGUUGCCGUUUGAAAUUUCCAUCCCUUAAAAAUACACCAAAACUAUGUUCGUCCAGUUCAUCAUUGUCUUUUUUCAGGCGUAUAAAUAUAUGAUGUGAAUGCUACAAUUCUGUGAAAUUUUGUUUAGCAAGUACGGAUUUUAAGUCUUCACAAUGUUUCAAAGGAAGAGUAAAUGUAUAAAGAAUUUGAGCCUGUAAGAAAGAAGUCUCUUUCUAAUGUCACAUUUACUAUAUUUGAUGUAAAUACCUCACUGAUAAGACAUUGGAAUUAUUGAAUGUGUAAAUAACAAUGUUCUAUUCAGGCCUAAUGAAUUCCUGUAAUGUGAAUAUUUAAAAUAAAAGAACUCAAAUUA